This is a messenger RNA of Passer domesticus (house sparrow), 1602 nucleotides long. RefSeq names its product basic proline-rich protein-like. Bases 1 to 1602 code for a protein of 533 amino acids. NCBI's taxonomy places the organism in Eukaryota, Metazoa, Chordata, Aves, Passeriformes, Passeridae. The transcript has 2 exons. The record is from RefSeq and is a predicted model, not a curated record.
AUGGGGCCCCAGGCCGCGGCCCGGCCAACCCCGGCUCGGCUCGGCACGGCCGGCGCCGGGGUCGCUGGCCCUCCUGAGCGCUGCCGCAGGGCCGCCGCUCACCUGCGGGUGCCGCGGGCGGCUCGGCGCCUGCCCCCGGAGCGGGCGGAUGGGGAGACGCGCCGACCCGGCCCGGCCAGGCCCCGCCGCCGCUCCGCCGCCUCCCUCCUCCUCCCUCCCCCGCAUGCGCGCGCCCGACGCCGCCGCCGCCAUCCCGCGGGGGCGCGCGCCCGCCCCGCGCGCCCCCGCUCCCGGGGCUCGGCGGCCGCGGCCAAUCAGCGCGCGCGCGCCCGCGCGGGCCUGGCCCCCCCUCCCCUUCCACCCCCCCCCCCGCACGAGCACCCCCCCCUCGACGGGCCCCCCCACCCCCACCUCGGGAGGGGGAGUGGGGAGGGGGCGCUCAGUGCUGCCCCCCCCCGGCACGGCCCGGCCCGGCCCGGCCCGGCCUGCCCCGCUCCCCGCAUCCCCCCACCCCGCACCGCGGCCUCGGCGCCGCCGCCCGCACCUCCACCGCAGGCAGGGGGCACCGGGAGGGACGGGACGGGGCGGCCCCGCAGUGCCUCCCCCGCCGCCGCUGCUCCCCCCCACCCCACGCCGGGCAGGCCGCGGGCCUGCGAACGGCAGCGCCAACAAAAUGGAGUCGGCCGGGCCCUGCGCCCCGGCGGGGCACCCGGGCGGCGCCGGUCCCCGUGCAGCGCUCGGCGCCGCUCCCGGCCCCGGUGCCCGCGGGCGGGCGGUCAGAGGGGCGGGUGGCGCGGGUCGCCGCCCGCCCCCGCCGGGCUCGGGUUACCCCCUGCCAUUGUCCGCCGCGCCCCGCGGGCCGGCCCGGCGCCCCCGCCGCGCUCCCCCGCCGCCCACCCGCGCACCGGCGGGCCGGGCCGUCGCCCUCCGCGGGGCUGCCGUGCAGAGCCGUGCAGAGCCGUGCGAGCCUUGCCGAGCCUCGCCCGCCGGGGAGCGGCGCCGGGUGCCCGCGGCCUGGCUGUCCUCGCCGGGCUCCGCCGCUCCCGGACAGCCGCGCUCCCACCCGCCCUCCCGCCGCCGAGCGGCGCGCACCGGCCCCGCGCCCGCCCGUUCCGCCGGGACGGGCUGCCACCGCCGCCCCCCGCAACCGGCCCGCGGCGGGCGGCGGCUCCGUCGCUACCUCCGCUGCGGGCCGGGGUCUCCGCCGCCAGCCGCACGGGUCCGGGCGCCGCGCCGCGCCGCCGCCGCACCGGCACGGCUGGGCAGGCUCGGGGCGGGGGGCAGCCGGGGCAGCGCGGGGAUGUGGCACCGGGGCGGUGCUGCCCGGGCCGCGCGGGGGGCAGGGCCGCGCUGCCGCCCCCCGGGGUGCCGCCGCGGGGCUCGCCGCGGCGCUGCCCGGGCGGACCCGCUCCCCCCGCCCGCCGCUGCCCUUUGUUUCCCCCCCUCCCUCUCCACGUCCCGGCCGUGCGGGAGCCCCCGGCCGUGCUGGCGCCGCGCUCCCCCCGCCGGGCCGGGCCCCGGAGCAGCCGCUCCGCACACCCAGGCGGGGAGCGCCCGCUGCCCGGGCCUCGGUGCCCCGCAGGCGCAGCGUUUCCCCGCUGA